Phalaenopsis equestris is the source of this 1509-nucleotide messenger RNA. Its product is annotated as ribosomal L1 domain-containing protein 1-like. Gene Ontology annotation, cellular component: 90S preribosome. The transcript has a single exon. The coding region runs from base 1 to 1509 and encodes 502 amino acids. NCBI's taxonomy places the organism in Eukaryota, Viridiplantae, Streptophyta, Magnoliopsida, Asparagales, Orchidaceae. The record is from RefSeq and is a predicted model, not a curated record.
AUGUCGGCAACGUCAAAUCCAGGAUCCUCAAGGGUCAACCGGGAAGAAGCCGGCCGCGCAGUCGACGCCCUCCUAGGGUUCCUCCGUGCGAGAUCCAAGCAGCUCAAUGCCCAGCUUUUCGAGCAUGAUGAUUUCCUCUACCUCCAUCUCAGCGUACGUCGCUUCCCCUCCACCUCUCGCAUCAACCCAUACCGCAUUCCUCUCCCUCACUCCCUCCAUCCUCUCGACCCUUCACGCACCUCUCUCUGUCUCAUCGCCGACGACUCCCUAGCCGAGACCGCUAGAGCUACCGCCGCCGCUGAAAAACUUCCCUUCGAUUCCGUUAUUCCUCUCUCCGAGCUCCGAACGGACUACGUCCCCUUCGAGUCCCGCCGCCGACUCUGCGAUUCUUACGAUAUCUUCUUUGCCGAGCGCCGGAUCAUCACUCUUCUUCCCCGCUUAAUCGGUAACUAUUUCUUUAAGAAGAAGAAGAUCCCUCUCGCCAUCAAUAUCUCUCGACCUGGAUGGCCGGAGGCUGUUCGACAGGUAUGUAGGUCUACGCUUUUGUUCUUUGGUUCUGGAACUGGUAUUGGGAUGAAGGUGGGGAGGGUUUCCAUGGAUCGAGAGGAGAUAAUUGAUAAUUUAAUGGCUGCAAUUGAGGGUGCAGUCAAUCACGUGCCAAAGAAGUGGGAGAACAUUAGGUGUAUGUAUAUUAAGUCGGUGCAGUCUGUGGCGCUGCCUAUCUAUCAGGUGGUUCCUGAAACGGGGAUGAAGAUUGAUAUCGGUUUAAGGGAAACGUUAGAGCCUUCAGAUGGAAUUGUUGUUCAGGAAGGAGAUAGAAAGAGUGGGCUGGAGAAGGAGAACCGUAGGAAGAUGCGAGUGGGGUCAAAGAAGAGGAAGGGAAGGAUUCAUGAUGUUGAUUAUAUAGGCGGUGAACUUGUGGAUGAUAAUGAGGAUGAUGAUGGAGAAGGCGCAGAAGAGCUGGAGAUUGAUGACAUGAGAAUGGAGAAGAAGAAGAAGAAGAAGGAUAGGAAGGGGAAGCUGAGCAAGGGCAGAAAUGGUAGGACAGCUAGUAUUGAUGAGGAUGGCCGUGAAGAGAAAGAAAAUGGUGAUCAAUUCACUGAAUUUGGCACUGGGAGAAGGAUACAAAAGAGGGCGAAGAAGAUUGUGAAUUCUGAGGUGGAAGAGCAUGACAUAAAAGAUGGUUCGAUGUUUGAUGCUAUUGGUUCUGCGGAUGAAGACUAUCAUGGUGACAGCAAGGAGCUUCAACUGAAGAAGAAAGUGAAGAGCAAAUAUAAGAAAGGGAAAAAAAAUUGUUUUUAUGGAAGCAGCAGUGAUCAUGAAAAUGUUGGAGCUGCUGAGGUGGAAAAUGUGAUGAAUGUGAAUGCUGCUAUUGCAACUGCUGCUGCUAGUGAUGGCGAUCAUGUUGAUAUUGAUCUUCCAAAUGUGGAGAAAAUAGUAAAGAACAAUGAAAUGCUUGCCAAAGGUAAGAAGGUCAAGAAGGUAAAGAAGACCAAGUUGAGGCAGUAG